GACACACACAUCACGCCCUGAGGUGUUACCAUGGUGAUGUGACGGGAUGGAUGAAAGGGGGAUGAAAGCUUUGAUGCGACUCCGAGGAUUUCAGUCUGAAUCCAAAUGAAGCUGUGUGUGUGUGUGUGUGUGUGUGUGUGUGUGUGUGUGUGUGUGUGUGUUUCACAGACUGAAUCUGUGGCUCUGGUCCAAACCUCCAUUAAACACGAGCGGCUGCACAUGACAACAAAAUGGACGCCAGCGAGAGGAAACACAGCUGAAAACCAAAGAACCAGCUCUGUAGACCUGGACUCUGUAGACCUGGACUCAGUAGACCUGGACUCAGUAGACCUGGACUCUGUAGACCUGGACUCUGUAGACCUGGACUCUGUAGACCUGGACUCUGUAGACCUGGACUCUGUAGACCUGGACUCUGUAGACCUGGACUGUGUAGACCUGGACUCUGUAGACCUGGACUCUGUAGACCUGGACUCAGUAGACCUGGACUCUGUAGACCUGGACUCUGUAGACCUGGACUCUGUAAACCUGGACUCUGUAGACCUGGACUCUGUAAACCUGGACUCUGUAGACCUGGACUCUGUAGACCUGGACUAUGUAGACCUGGACUGUGUAGACCUGGACUCUGUAGACCUGGACUGUGUAGACCUGGACUGUGUAGACCUGGUCUGUGUAGACCUGGACUGUGUUCUCUGUGUUCUACUUGAGGGGGCGCAGACAGUUCUGGAUCUGGGUCAGCUGAUGCUCUGCAGUUGUUGAUGUUCUGUCUCGUUGUUAUUCUCAGAGGGAACCGACUCGCUCUGUGCCAACCCUGCAGCCUGGCAACAGCCAAUCACAGCGCAGCUCUGAGGCGCCUCAAAAGACCUGGAUUCUCUGCAUAGCAACGAGCCGGACCUGAAGAGGAGGAGCAGGAGGAGCAGGAGGAGCAGGAGGAGGAGGGGAGACCUUCAAGUUCUACUGAACCAGAACCAAAGCUCAAAUCGUUCUGGAUCAUUAUUUAAUAUUUGACUGACAACAACCAGAUUUAAUUAUUGAUUCAUCUUUUGAUCAUGAACGGAUUCUGUUGGUCACUAAAGUAACUAAAUCUAAUUAAUCCAUUAAACAAUUCAUUAAUAGUUUAAUAAUUCAAAAAACAUGAAAACAUUUCGAAUCAUUGUAAAUCUGCCGUUCGUCAUGACGACACUUUGUUUUUGUUUCUCUGUUUUUCAUGAUUCAUUUUGGUUUUAUGGGUCAAAAGGUCAGAGUUCAGCCUGUUAAAUAAUUAAUGAGCACAGCUGAGAUGAUUAAUUAUUCAUGGGGGCAGACCCCGCCACAGAUCUGAGAGACUUUAACAUUUAUUAAAUAUCUCAUUAUUAUUUAACACAAACAGCUUUUGAGCCUCGUUUAGCUGAUAGUUUCAGUUUGACAUCAUAACGAGCUUCAUGUCGCUGCAUGUGGAGCACAAAGCUGCGAUGUUCAGAUUUCUGAAUGAUAAUAUUAAAAUCUAUUUUAAAUAUGGAGACGAAAAGAUGGCUCACUGUAACCAAGAUAUAUUUAAACUCAACUUUGACCCCAAUAAACUGAAGUCGAGCUUCUUAUUUCAAAAUGUUGGACUGAAACUCUGAGACACAGCUCAGCCAAUCAUCAGCCGAGCUGUCAAACAUGGAGUCAAACUGGUCGAACCAGAAUCAGCUGAAUGAAAGAAUGUCGACACAAACACAGAGACACAGAGAUUACAGCCACAACGCUCACACAACGCUCACAGAACACUCACAGAACGCUCAGAGAACGCUCAGAGAACACCGGUCUGGUUUGAGGUUUCAGUGAAUCAGACAAACGUGGAGCAGCCGUGAGUAUCUGACUGUGUGAACGACUGAAACCAGAUCAUCUGACUCACUUUAAACGAGUCUGAGCAUGAGCUAAAGUUAGACCUGAGAGUAAACCAGGUUUAAAUGUUUGAAGCUGCAUUUCCUUCAUGUUGAACCGUUUGAAUUUCUUUUGGGGUUCAGGUCGUUGGUUUGAAAAUGUGACAUUGCAUUGUUUGAGUUCUGUGGACUGAUUUGCAGAUCAUUAGUGGCGAGCUCAUUAACUCUGACUGUUUAUCUGAGCUUCAUGAAAGUCCUCAAAGGCUGAAACAGAUGAGCCGCUCUGGGUUUCCCUCUGCAGUCAUUAAUGGACGCGUGUCCUGCUCUGAUGUGUCGCUGAAGUUACGUUACGUUGCGCCACGUUACGUAACAUUAUGUCACGUUACUUAUUUUAACAUCCAGCCGCCAUCUUUUCUCCAUGACCUCUUUAUCAGGGUCGCAGGUUGGAGCCGGUACAUACUGGACAAGUUGCCAAUUCCUCACAGGGCUGACACAUAGACAAUCAUCACAGUCACAUUCACAACUAUGGGCAAUUUAGAGUUGCCCAUAGGUGCCCAAUCUAUAACCUCUAAACCUGAACCCGAACACUAGGGGGAAUCGCACAGCAUCAUAAUUCGAAGCGCAGGGCCAAGCUGCAGUAUUUGGAGUGAGAAUGUGUUGCUACAAAAAUAAAAUGUUAUGUUAAUGUACAUCAUUAGGUGUUAACAUUUGACUUAAUUCUACAUUGAUCUGUUCAUCCAGGUACUCCAUGAAGUCUCCAACAAUGAAACGAUUCACUGCGUCUAACAGGAAAUAAAGAGAGGCAACAAAACGCUGCUGAAACACGUUGGACUGAACAAAAGACGGAAAAUGAGUCUCGCUGAGGAACCUUCACUGGAAAAUGACUGUCAGGAGCCUGAAAUACAAAGUGAAGACGACAAGACGAAUGAAUCUGAUGAAAAAGACCAAAAGGAUAAAAACAUGAGGAUGAAAGACCUUCUUAAGACAAACAGGACCAUAGGUCCACUAAGUCUUCUGAAGGAGGAAGUGCUGAAAGUCUUCAAGGACAAAGAGACAAAGAUGGACAACGAGGACCGCCCUUUGACCGCAAAUAAACCUGUGAGCAGCACACUGGAUCUUCUGAAGGAGGACUUCAGUCAGUUUAAAGAGGACGUAACCAGCGUCUUCAGCAACAACUCGUCAAAGGACAAAGAGAUGAAGUCAACAGAGAAGAUGAUCAACCCUCUGAGCGUUCUCAAAGAAGACUUCAAUCAUUUCAAAGACGUCUUCAGAAUUGGUCUUUCACAACAGAGAGACACUGCAAAGGAAAGCUCAACCAACACCUUCAAGAUAAAAGUCUUGAGAGCUGAAAGGACUGACCAACCCUUCAAGGGUCUGUUCAGAAGAGACCAAAAGAACAGUCAGACAGUCAAAGAGACAUUUCCAGAGACAAGAGAGGAACUAAUGGACGAUGGCUUUAGGGGAAACCUCUCUGAGGAGACGGACGAGACAGUCGAUGCAGACAACAUGAAAGACCAAGUGGAUGAACUGGAGGACCAUGAACUGGAUGGAUCUGAAGAGGAAACUCUUGAAAGUGAGGAACUGAUUCCUACAUCACAGGAAGAAGACGAGACGAUAAAUGGGGAAGAAGAAGAAGAAGAAUCAGAGGAGCCAUGUCUUCCUCGGCAGGCUCUGUCAUCUGGGAUCUGCCUCUUAAGUCUCAGAGACUCUAACGAAGACGACAUGAGGGAUCAGCAAGGAGAAGACUUGUGGUUGGUGAAAAACUAUGCCUGCUAUUUGACCUUUGACCCCAACACCGCCAACUCAGAGCUCCACCUGACCGACAGCAACAGGAAGGCGACUCGAGUGUGGUCAGAACACCGACCCCUGGACCACCCGGACCGGUUUGAGCGUUGUCCUCAGGUCCUGUGCAGGGAGGGCUUGCUGGACUCGGUGUACUGGGAAGUGGUGUGGAGCGGCGGCGCCGACAUCGGCAUCACAUACAACAGCAUUUCCAGAGACGGAGACACAAAGAGCUGUCUGCUGGGUCACAACGAGCGGUCCUGGAGUCUGGAGUGUUCAGAGGGAAGCUACACGCCCUGCCACAAUAACAAGAGGUUCAGGUCUUACUCACCCCAACCCUUCAGCCGCAGAGUUGGGGUUUACCUGGACUGGCCCAAAGGCUCUCUGUCCUUUUACUGCAUCUCUCAGGACACCAUGGUCCACCUUCACACCUUCACCUCCACUUUCACUGAGCCUCUGUACCCGGGUUUCUGGGUCUGGGCCUAUGAUGGCUCAGUGUCGCUGUGUCAGGUGGAGUUAGACUGGGAACGACUACUGCAGUGAACCACGCAGAGGAAGACUGGAGGGCAAGGCUCUCCUGAGAUACAUGUAAACACAAAGAAGGGGGAUCUGGGUAAUCAUAGGUUGCAAAGAAACACGAUGUUCACCUACGACCAACCUGGAUAAACAUGUUCACGCCUUCAGCUCCCAUCACACCAAAGAUCUCAGUGAAAUUCAUAUUUCUAAAGUAACGUUUGCUUUGUGUCGGCUGGUUUCUGUACACGAUGCAUCAUGACUCAUGAUCACUGCUGUAGACGAGCUGAAAACUAAAGACAAACCCACGUAAAGCAUCAAGUUUCCUCAGACCUACUUG
This is a messenger RNA of Larimichthys crocea (large yellow croaker), 4476 nucleotides long. Its product is annotated as tripartite motif-containing protein 14. The record is from RefSeq and is a predicted model, not a curated record. Bases 2691 to 4166 code for a protein of 491 amino acids. The transcript is spliced from 4 exons. NCBI's taxonomy places the organism in Eukaryota, Metazoa, Chordata, Actinopteri, Sciaenidae. Gene Ontology annotation, molecular function: protein binding.